Molecule: messenger RNA, 2055 nt
Organism: Xiphophorus maculatus (southern platyfish)
Lineage: Eukaryota; Metazoa; Chordata; Actinopteri; Cyprinodontiformes; Poeciliidae
Gene: bmp15
Product: bone morphogenetic protein 15
Exons: 2
Coding region: 193-1512 (439 amino acids)
Biological process (GO): BMP signaling pathway; SMAD protein signal transduction
Cellular component (GO): extracellular region
Molecular function (GO): cytokine activity; growth factor activity
Source: RefSeq, a predicted model, not a curated record
UGGCUGAUCGCUCCCCUCCGAGUGGUUAAUUGGGAUCGCCCGUCAAUUGGAGCAGGAAGUGCAGUGAAAACGUAAAACAUGGCCAGCCGUCAGGUGCGCCUGUAAGUCACGCCCUCGGCCGUGCGGAGGAUGGUUGCCGACUAUAGCCUCGUUGGUGGAGCUCGCUAGCACCAGAGGUUGUAUCCACGAACAAUGAAGGCGACCCGCGCAAAGCACGGCUUUCUGCGUGUCUGCGUCCUGACCUGUUUCAUCUACCUGCUGUGUUCCACCUGCACCGGAGUCCUCACCGGGCGAAAGAUGGCCUCCCGCCAGCCCGCGCCGAAGCGCAGCCGGCGGAGUCACCGAGGCGCGCACCACCGGCCGCUGACGGACGAGCAGAAGGCCGAUCAGAACCUGCAGUUCAUGCUCAAUUUGUACAGGAGCGCAGCCGAACCAGACGGCAGACCCAAGCAGCACCGGAAGUUCGGCUCCAACACGGUGCGCCUUGUGAGACCCGCGGCGUCCUCGGUCCACUACCUGCCCGCUUCAGGAGAUCUCACCUAUACCUUCACUGUACAAUACAAAGUGGACACUCUACCCUCAGAGCAGCUUGUCAGAGCUUCAUUUGUCCACCUGCGCACCUCCUCCAUACCCUCUGGCACCACCCAAGCUGUAGAGCCACCCGUCUGCAGGGCUCAGAUCACCUCACUAGGCACCAGCAGCCUGGUCACCCUGGAGCCCCACCAGCGCUGGACGGAGACGGACAUCACGGCACAUGUCAGUGCCCACAUCUUGCAAGAAAAGGAUCAGGGUGAGCAAGGACACCUCACCCUCAUCGCCCAGUAUUGGUGCACAAAACCUGCUGACGGGGACGCCGGUCCCUUGUCAUGGUGGACUCCUCUUUGGGGUAGAAGGCGCUGGAGCGGUGAGCCUCAGCUGGAAGUCCCCUCUCUUCUUCUGUAUUUGGAGGAAGAGAGGAAGGUAAAGGAGUGGAUGGGGGACUUACUCGGGGCUGAGGGGGAAAACCUAAUGAGGCGAGUCGGGUGGUGGGAGCAGCCUACGAUUCGCCGCCGGCGUAGCUCCAAAGAGGAGUCCUCCAAAGAUUCUUCUCUGGAUGAGCUGAAAGAUGCUCUCGCCUCCUCCUUGUCUUCCUCCACCUCCUCUCCAGCAUCCAUCUUUUCCGACAUCCCGAACUACAAACGCAAAACUGAAGUCCCAAAGAACCGCUGUAAGCUCCACUCCUUCAACCUGGCGUUCAAUGAACUCGGCUUGGGUCAUUACUUCAUUGCUCCCCGGGUCUACAACCCCAGAUACUGCCAAGGGGACUGCCCAAGGGUGCUCCACUAUGGCUACCACUCGCCCAACCACGCCAUCAUCCAGACACUCAUCAAAGAGCUGGGAGUCGGGGACAUCCCUCCACCGUCUUGUGUUCCCUACAAGUACAUGCCCAUGAGCGUAUUGGUUGUCUACAAGAAGAAGGUGGACUACAGGGAACUGGAGGACAUGGUGGCCGAGUCUUGUACGUGUCGUUGAGGACUCGAGGCAGUGCCCAAUGACUCAGUUGCUCAGCACUAAGGUACUGACCCAGGAAAAGUUGAACAGGGCUUAGUGUGAUUAGUUCAAGACUGAAAGCGGGAAGUUUCCAAUUACUGUUAAAGCACUUUAAAGGCAGUUUCUGUGUGUGUGUUUACUUCCUUUUUUGUCCGGUGUCAUUUUAAAUCUGAUCUGUGCUUCACAACAGGGCUCAAGUGGACCGAAAAAUAUUUUUGUAUAAAAAGAAAGCUCUGGAUGACGUGGCACCACUGAAGGCCAGGUUCCUCUGUUAUACUAUAUUACCAAAGAUAAAGUGGGGUGGGGGGUAUUUUAAUGGACAAGGCCUCAGCCAUGUUGGAUGUACUACUCAGGGGGUUGCAGGGUUACAUUGUUGUCGACAAACUGAACUUUUUGCUGUUUUGGAUGUAUUAAUGAAAAGAAUCUCCUGAAGAAAACUUUGUGCUGCCACUGGGGUGUCCCAGAGGACGCCAACUGAAUAUGACAAGGAGGUAUGACGGUGUUGGAUGUUAAAAAGACGGGAGA